UGAAUUUUCACAGAAUUUUCACAUUGCUUUGAAUAACUGAGAAUUGGGCACAACAAACUACUUAGUUUGGGAACUCUUGAAGGAAGAGUAUCAUCUAUUGCAUUUGAUACUCUUGCAUUACCUUCCUAAUCCAGAAAACUACCAGCUUUCAAGUCUAGUAAAGGAAUGGGAGUUGAAAAAUGGAAAGUUAUUAGCUUUCCCAAAAGCUGAAUCAUAUUUUCGUUCUUCUCUUAUUUUCAUUAAAUACACGAAGAUUGCAGGAGAAUAGGUUGACUAAUGAUUAAAGCAGGGUACUAUCCCAUCUCUUUUUCAGAAGAAUGUGACACCAUCUCCUCAUUUCACUUCAAGCACUGUGAAAACACUUUCUCACUUCUCCAACCAAAAGAGGCACAAAUCUCAGCUUUUUGUAAUGAUGUCAUCAUUGCCACUGUCAACAGCAAUUUAAUAAACACCCAGUUUAGGGAGCGGUAAACAAGGUGUGCAAGCUUCUGGAGAGCUGUCGGGAUGCAGCAGAGCGGGGCGGCUGCAGGCCGCGGCUGCACUUUGUGCCCACUACUGGGCGUCCUGUUCUUCCAGGGUGUUUACAUCGUCCUUUCCCUGGAGAUUAAAACAGAUGCCCUUGUCCGGGGUUAUGUUGGAGAAAAUAUCAAGUUGAAAUGCACCUUCAAGUCAACCUCAUCUAUCACUGACAAACUCACCAUAGACUGGACAUAUCGACGUCCCAGCAGCAGUCGCACAGAAUCAAUUUUUCAUUACCAGUCUUUCCAGUAUCCAAGCACAGCGGGCACAUUUCGGGAUCGAGUUUCCUGGGUUGGAGAUGUGUACAAAGGGGAUGCGUCCAUAAGCAUAAGCAACCCUACCAUGAAGGACAACGGGACAUUCAGCUGUGCUGUGAAGAACCCCCCGGAUGUGCACCAUAAUAUUCCAGUGACGGAGCUAAGAGUCACAGAAAGGGGUUUUGGCACGAUGCUCUCCUCCUUUGCCCUUCUUUCCAUUCUUGUCUUCAUUCCCUCAGCUGUGGUGGUUGUUCUGCUGCUGGUGAGAAUGGGGAGGAAGUCUGCGGGGCUGAAGAAGAGGAGCAAAUCUGGCUAUCAGAAGUCGUCUAUUGAGGUUUCAGAUGACACUGACCAGGAGGAGGGUCACUGCAUGACAAAGCUUUGUGUCCGCUGUGCCGAGUGCCUGGAUUCGGACUAUGAAGAGACAUAUUGAUGAAAGUCUGCAUGAUAGAAGAAGAGUCACCUAAUAACAGAAAAUAUCCCAUUCCACUGGCAGCUGAAGCCUCCCAGAGAAGUGGAGUUGGCUUGGACCAUAGUGAUGGAGAAUUCUGGAAGUCAUCAGUAAAGACUUUAGGAGACAUUUAUUUAUUGAAGAAAUGUUCUUUUUGUAUUUAUAAACUGUUCAAAAACUCAGAAGAAACUCAUAACCACCCCUUUUAAUAACUUAUACUGUAAUUGAAUGAAGGAAUUCUUUUCCUAAGUAGAAAGAUCUUUUUUGUUUUGCCUUGGCUCUUGAAUGUAUUACAUACUUUCUUCCAAUUUUUUGAGGGAGAAUCCUAGAUGUUGGCCACACUGCUGAUGCCAAAAUAUGUAUAUAUACUUAAUGAGAUGAGCUUGGAGCUUCCUGAUGUGCUCCCAGACAAAAUGUUUGUUUGGGAUAGCUAUUCUUUGUGUUUUGCUCCAUGGACAUUUUCAGCUGUGAGUUAGCAUACAGCAUAUACUCAUUGGUUUAAUUAUCUCAUCACUAAUUAUUUUUGGGAUACUUGAGUGCAUAACCCCAGUUUUUUUUAGAGUUGGUAGGCUAGGCAGUCAGUGGUUUACUUUGACUGGGUUUUUAAAGUAUUAAAGUGUCAUCAGUUUACAAUAAGGAAGGAAAUGAUGAGGUAGAGGGAUUCCAUUUUUUUUUGUCUUAUGAGGUGCAAUUUGUUAUUUUACUUUCUUGCAGCUGACUGGUUUAUGGUUUCCUUCUUGACUUUUCAGAUCAGAGGCAAGAAAAACUCUUUAAAAGGUUUUUAGUGGGGCUAAGUAGAAUAUUUUACCAGUUAUUUGCAAUGAAAUCAUCUUUUAACCUAUGUUGUCCUUCAGAAGUUGUUUGAUUUCUAAAAUGUGGCAAGUAUGAGCAAACUAAGGUAUUUACAAACUAUUUUUGUGUAAUAUUUGAGAUGAGGAAGUGAGGGUGUACAUAACCUAUACUUCCUCCUUCUGUUCUAUUGGUACCUUCUAUCAACUUCCUCCAUUCUACUGCAGCAACCUAUUUCAAAUUUUAAUUUACAUGGGAUUUUCUAUAAGCCAUUUAGAAAUAUGUAUGACACAGAGUGAAGUAAGUCAGAAAGAGAAAAACAAGUAUCAUAUAUUAACACAUAUAUGUGGAAUCUAGAAAAAUGGUACAGAUGAACCAGUUUGCAAGACAGAAAUAGAGACACGGAUAUAGAAAGCAAACAUGUGGACACCAAGCAGGGGAGGGCGGGUGUGGUGGUGGGAUGAAUUGGGAGAUUGGGGUUGGCAUAUAUAUACGCUAAUAUAUAUAAAAUAGGUAACUAAUAAAAAAAGAAAGAAAUAUUUAUGACAUAUCAGGAAAGGUUGACUGUGCAGUCCUCUGUAAUAGAGGGAUAGAGUUCACUUCUUAAUUAUGAGACACAAAAAUCAUCCUCUCCUCCCAUCUGUAAUUUUUCAACAGGAUAGUCUCUUUCCAUGAUUCUUUGCUAGGUGCCUCAGGAGGUUUCCAUAUUAUAGCAUAAUACUCUGUAUGGUGUAAAAAAAUCACUUUUAUAUUUUUUUGCCAAGAUCUGUGUUUAAACGUUGGGUUAUUAGUUCUGUCUCAUGGAUUUGGCCUGGCCUCUUUUGUUAAUCUAGUCCACCGAUUCGAAAGUCUUAUUAGUUAAUAGAUGUUAUGAUUGAUCUCUGGUCAUGCAAGGAAGAAGGGGCAAAUGCAAGACUGACAGUCUACAUUUCCAGUGGUUAAAUCUCACAGUCUUGGGCUACUUGUCAAGUAUGUGGUUGUCUGGGGCCAAUCUAGUGAGACAGUCUGACACCUCAACACAGAGAGGAAAACAGUUUGAGCAAUAAAAGUAAUUUGGGCUCCUAGGACAUUUUAAGAUAGAGAUCUACUUGUGGGGUAGACUUUCUGUGGGUCCUCAUUUUUUUGAGAAAGAGGUGAUGUUACAGGAACCGAGGUAAAGUCACAUCCCAUUCAGUGAAGAACCAGUUUUGGCUGAGUUUUCUUGUAAUUUCCUUUCAGGCAUGUUAUGAGUAUUAAUCUGGUGGGAAAUGUUUAUCACAGCCUUAAGCCUGCUAUAGUUCCUUCUUCAGGAUUACAGCUUUUGGGUUACAGCAUUUUUUUUCUUCAAAGGAUCACAAAGCAGUGUUUAGACACAUGCCUUUUGAGGAUGGAAGGAAGCUAAGGUUUUGUUUGUUUUUUGUUUUUGUUUUUGCUUUUUUAAACUUACUGUUUUAAUAUCUUCUAAGGUGCUGUUCUCUCUGUUUUUCUUUUUGCUGCUCCAUUAGUUCUUAUCACACUGUAUGGAGACAGCCUUGUCUAGAAAGGGAACUGAAUUCUGGAAGCAUCAGAGGGGGUUAAAAGCCUUUCAGAAUUUUUCUUUGGCUGCUAAAGUCUUUACUUGUUACAUUAUCUUAUGAGUUUUGUCCAUUGAGCUCUUAAUUCUGUUAUCAAAUAUGAACUUAUAAAAUGCUAUGUGUUUUCAAUGUGGCCUGUUACCUCCAGCUUCUUGGGGGCACAUUCUCUGCAGCUCUCAAACUGGACUGUGGUGCUUCACAGGGGGGAUGUUGCAUGUCCCUGUUUAGAAAAGAUUCUGGCGGCCAAAUCCUGAAUCUGAAUGUGUGUCACUCUGUUAUGGUUCCAGAGGGGAGCUGUAAGAAGAACAAUAGGGCAUGGAUCAAGACUCCCAUUUAAUUACACAAUUUAAAACUUUGCUGCCAGAUGAGGCAGCUCCAUCCCUUUGACUCCAGUGUUGGACUGUUAACUGCUGCAUUUCACUGCGUUGUUUGUUUGUUUUUGUAGGAGGGUAUGCGCUACUGGGUCAUGUGCAUAGACGUUGUAACUCUUGAGAUCUUUACCACAUCAUAAUUAAUAAACUUCUUUACACUUUC
Molecule: messenger RNA, 4103 nt
Organism: Hippopotamus amphibius kiboko
Lineage: Eukaryota; Metazoa; Chordata; Mammalia; Artiodactyla; Hippopotamidae
Gene: MPZL3
Product: myelin protein zero like 3
Exons: 7
Coding region: 505-1209 (234 amino acids)
Cellular component (GO): membrane
Source: RefSeq, a predicted model, not a curated record